Medicago truncatula (barrel medic) is the source of this 1491-nucleotide messenger RNA. Its product is annotated as bidirectional sugar transporter SWEET2. NCBI's taxonomy places the organism in Eukaryota, Viridiplantae, Streptophyta, Magnoliopsida, Fabales, Fabaceae. The transcript has 7 exons. The record is from RefSeq and is a predicted model, not a curated record. Gene Ontology annotation, molecular function: sugar transmembrane transporter activity. Gene Ontology annotation, cellular component: membrane. Gene Ontology annotation, biological process: carbohydrate transport. Bases 303 to 1013 code for a protein of 236 amino acids.
UCAUAUUUCUUAGCUACAACCACUUAUAAUAUAAUUAUAUAUAUAAAUAUGUAACAUUAUAAGAGGUUAGCAUUUAUCAUCCUGAAGUAGAAUAUUUGACAUUUCAUUCAUAAAUCUUCUUUGUCUUUUUGCAAAUAAACGUGUGUGAAUUUAUCUGUUUUGAGAAAGAUAUAAAGAGCAAAGGGGUUUGUCUCAAAUUUAUUAUUCAACAACUGUGUCAUAUAAAUUUGAGGGUUUGGUUUGGUUUGGUUUGGUUUCAUAGUAAAAUUUGAUCUUGUUCUGGAACAUUAUCUGAAACAACAAUGUCUGUGUUUGCUUCACUUGCCAUUUGUAAAGUUGCAAAAGAUGCAGCUGGAGUUGCUGGUAAUAUCUUUGCUUUUGGGCUAUUUGUAUCUCCAAUACCUACAUUUAGGAGAAUUAUCAGAAAUGGAUCUACAGAAAUGUUCUCAGGGUUGCCAUAUAUUUAUUCCCUGAUGAACUGUUUGAUUUGCAUGUGGUAUGGCACUCCUUUGAUAUCACAUGAUAAUAUUUUGGUUACCACUGUUAAUUCAAUUGGAGCAGUGUUUCAGUUUGUGUACAUAAUCCUCUUCAUGAUGUCUGCUGAGAAAGAAAAGAAGGUGAAAAUGCUUGCAUGGCUGAUGGGAGUUCUUGGCAUAUUUGCAAUCAUAUUGAUUGGAAGUUUGCAAAUAGAUGACAUUGUAAUGCGUCGGCUCUUUGUUGGGAUUUUGAGUUGUGCAUCUCUCAUUUCUAUGUUUGCUUCUCCAUUGUUUAUAAUUAAAUUGGUCAUUCAGACAAAGAGUGUUGAAUUCAUGCCUUUUUAUCUCUCACUUUCCACCUUUCUAAUGAGCACCUCUUUCUUAGUUUACGGUUUACUCAGCGAUGAUAUCUUCAUUUAUGUGCCAAAUGGGAUAGGAACCAUUUUGGGAAUGACCCAGUUGAUAUUAUACUUCUAUUAUGAGAGUAAAUCUAGAAGAAUGGAUGCCGAAGAACCGUUGAUAGUGUCAUAUGCAUGACCACUUCUGCUGAAAAGACGAAGAGUCGAAGUUAGAUACAACCAGUUGCUGCUGCCUGCUAGAUAUGGUCCGAAACUGGAGCUGGCAAUGUUGCUAUUUGGUUCAAUUAUUGGUGCAAUAACUGUUGCAUCCUUGAGAGUAACCAGAAGUUGCAAUCGAGAAGAACUUCAAAUAUUCUGUAUAUAUGUUUUACCUUUUGUUGGUGAUGUUCUAAGUCGGCCUCUCUUACAUUGAGUGAGGCAUUUUUGAGUUCAUUUUUUGAGAGGCAUGUAUUAUUUGUUUUUGUCAUGAAUGUGAAAGAGGUGAUUAUUAUCUCACAAUUUCAUAGACUUGAUGGAUAUAUAUAUAUAUAGAUAUCAAAGAUUCACAUUGGAUUGGUCUCAAACUAGUUUUGCCUAUGUUUACCAAUUUGUAAUCAGUUGUCUUGUUUGAUGGAGUGAACAAGAAGAUAUAUGCAAAAAUCAGUUUCACUUUCCUA